UUGGCCGUCUGUCGCUACACCAUCCUGGGGACCGGGCGGCGACCCGCCUGGACCGCGCGGGUGGGAGCCGGUGCGCAGCUGGGCGCUUGGGAUUUCGUCCAGCGGGUUGAAAAGGAUCAAGCAGGCCUUGUGGAGCAUAGAAGUCAGGGGGCAGUUCGGGAAGGAAAACCUGCGUUCUGCUGUGAAGCUGCUUGGUGAGAGGUUGGAGAGCCCAAUGGCUGCAAAAUCCCAAUCCAGCGCUCCCAAAAUGAAGAGUCCAGCGAGCAUCACCAACGGCAAGGCUGCAACCCAAGGGCAGUGGGGCCGUGCCUGGGAGGUGGACUGGUUUUCCUUGGCGAGUGUUAUCUUCCUGCUGCUGUUUGCACCCUUCAUCGUGUACUACUUCAUCAUGGCCUGCGACCAGUACAGCUGCUCCCUGAUGGCCCCCGUGGUGAGCAUCGCCACCGGGCGGGAUCGACUCUCGGACAUCUGGGCCAAGACGCCACCUGUGACGACGAAAGCGGCCCAGAUCUAUGCGGCGUGGGUCAUGUUCCAGGUGCUUCUGUACAUGCUGCUUCCUGACUUCUGCCAUAAGUUUCUGCCGGGCUACGUGGGGGGCGUUCAGGAGGGCGCCGUGACUCCCGCAGGAAUUGUCAACAAGUACGAGAUCAAUGGCCUGCAGGCGUGGCUUGUCACUCACCUGCUCUGGUUCGCCAACUCCCACCUCCUCACCUGCUUCUCUCCCACCAUCAUCUUCGACAACUGGAUCCCGCUGCUCUGGUGCGCCAACAUCCUGGGCUACAGCGUCUCCACCUUUGCCAUGAUCAAGGGCUACUUAUUCCCCACCGACGCCCGAGACUGCAAAUUCACAGGCAAUUUCUUCUACAACUAUAUGAUGGGCAUAGAGUUUAACCCGCGAAUUGGGAAGUGGUUUGACUUCAAGCUCUUCUUCAAUGGACGCCCUGGGAUCGUCGCCUGGACGCUCAUCAACCUGUCCUUCGCAGCCAAGCAGCAGGAGCUCUACGGCCACGUGACCAACUCCAUGGUCUUGGUCAACGUCCUGCAGGCCAUCUACGUGCUGGACUUCUUCUGGAAUGAAACCUGGUACCUGAAAACCAUUGACAUCUGCCACGACCACUUUGGGUGGUACCUGGGCUGGGGGGACUGCGUCUGGCUGCCGUACCUCUACACACUGCAGGGUCUGUACCUGGUGUACCACCCCGUGCAGCUGCCCAUCCCCUACGCCCUGGGCGUCCUGCUGCUGGGCCUGCUGGGCUACUACAUCUUCCGGGUGACCAACCAUCAGAAGGACCUUUUCCGCCGCACGGACGGGCGCUGCCUGAUCUGGGGCAGGAAGCCCAAGGUCAUCGAGUGUGCCUACACGUCGGCCGACGGGCAGAAGCACCACAGCAAGCUGCUGGUGUCCGGCUUCUGGGGCGUGGCCCGCCACUUCAACUACACCGGAGACCUGAUGGGCAGCCUGGCGUACUGCCUGGCCUGCGGUGGUGGCCACCUGCUGCCCUAUUUCUACAUCAUCUACAUGACCAUCCUGCUGACCCACCGCUGCCUGCGGGAUGAGCACCGCUGUGCCAACAAGUACGGCCGGGACUGGGAGCGCUACACGGCCGCCGUGCGUUACCGCCUGCUGCCCGGAAUCUUCUAAAGGGCCAUCGUGGGAAGAGCCCCCAGCGGGAUGGUGAGGAGUGAGGGAGUCAGGUCCGCUGGGUGGCAUCCUUCCAGCUCCACCCUCCAGGAGCCUCGAUGUCCUCAUCUGUAAAAUGGAAACAGCCCGGCACUUGUCCUGAGUGGCAGUCCGAGGGUCCACACCACCUGCCUUCUCACCAGCAGAAGUGACCAGCUUUCUCUGUGUAGGGUUCCCACGACCGGGGAUGACCUGCUUUGCCCACUGAUGACACCAUUUCUUCUCUGUCGGGGGUCCGAGCCGCUCCGCUGCCCAGACAGCAGGAGCCUGAUACUGAAUCUGGCGUCUCCCAGCCCCCGUAGUCAGUCCUGCCAUUACUCUUGCUAGAUAAAGUAGAAGUGGACACGUAAGCUGUGCAAGUUAUCAGCUGACUGCCUUUCAGCUGCAGGCGCACCUACAUCACCUGCUCUGCUGUGGUGAGCUGCGCCCUUCAGACUUUUCUCCUUUGCAGCCUGCACCCCGUUACAUUUGUCUUUAGAGGGCGCUGAGGAACGCUGCACGCGGAAUGGGCUUCUUCUGGUUCUGGUUCUUCCAGACUCGGCUCAGGUGACCCAGAGAACUUGGCCACCGUCUGGGGGCCUCACCCAAGCCUUCCCCCAAGGAGACCUGAACCCCAGGCUUGGGGAGGGGACCCCCUUCACGUGUUUUCUUGCCUUGGGUACGCUUCUCGACCUGCAGGUACUCUUGACAGCUCUCUUUAGAUGUUAUUGCCCUAGUUGGAUUAGUAAUACUUUUUCUAGGUGUCCCUGGGAGAUAUUGUAGGUUCAGUUCUAGACCACCCCAGUAGAGCACAUUUCACGUUGAAGUGAGUCACGUGGGAUUUUUGGCUUCCCAGUGCAUAUAAAAGUUAGGUUUACAUGAUUCCGUACUCUUUUAAGUAUGAAAUAGCAUUGUCUUAAAAGACAGUGUAUCGGCUGUUUUCACUAAAAAAAAAAAAAAAAAAAGAAAAAUAAGUGCUGAUAAAGAAUCAUGUUGCUUAAUUGUUUUCAUUAGAAUCAUUUAUCUUUAUUCAUGAUAUAUUAAUUCUGUUUAAAAUAAAUUAUAGCUAUUUUCCAAAAAAAAAAAAAGACAGUGUACACACCCUGAUUGAAAGAUGUUUUAUUGCUAAAAAAAUGCCAAAAUGAUCACCAUAGUAACAUCACAGCUCACUGAUCACAGGUUACCGUGAACAAACGCAAUGAAGUUUGAAGUACUGCCAGAAAUGCUGAAAUGUGAUGCAGAGACACAAAGUGAGCAAACGCUGUUGGAAAAAUGGCGCUGGUAGGCUUGCUGGACGCAGGGUCGCCACAAACGUCCAAUUUGUAAAAACACGGUAUCUGCAAAGCACAAUAAAGUGAGAUGUGCCCAUUUUAAACUGUC
This is a messenger RNA of Hippopotamus amphibius kiboko, 3040 nucleotides long. RefSeq names its product 7-dehydrocholesterol reductase (gene DHCR7). The record is from RefSeq and is a predicted model, not a curated record. The transcript has 9 exons. The coding region runs from base 215 to 1642 and encodes 475 amino acids. Gene Ontology annotation, biological process: brassinosteroid biosynthetic process; cholesterol biosynthetic process. NCBI's taxonomy places the organism in Eukaryota, Metazoa, Chordata, Mammalia, Artiodactyla, Hippopotamidae. Gene Ontology annotation, cellular component: endoplasmic reticulum membrane. Gene Ontology annotation, molecular function: 7-dehydrocholesterol reductase activity.